Molecule: messenger RNA, 2635 nt
Organism: Electrophorus electricus (electric eel)
Lineage: Eukaryota; Metazoa; Chordata; Actinopteri; Gymnotiformes; Gymnotidae
Source: RefSeq, a predicted model, not a curated record
AUGAAUAACGUAGCCAGAGGCGGAAGAACAUUUUCAAAAGAGCUUGAGGAAAUUCAGUCAUGGUAUUCUCUGGCGAAUCAGCUGAGGUCAGGGCUCUUUGGUCAGGAUGCUGUGUCUGAACUGCCGUCGAUUAAACGUCUCUCUGAAGAAAGUGCAGAACUUGUUAAGGAGAUGGACUCUCUGAAGAAAGAGCUUGCAAUGAAAGUGAAGUUUAUUGAGGCUCAGUAUGAAUCCAGGCUGCAGGAAGAGGCGGAGGCCUUGUACACAAGAAUUAAUUACAAAGUCAAAGCCUUUGAGAACCACCACAAAGAGAAAAUCAAUGUCCUGCGUAAUAGCUAUCAAGAGCAGUUUGCUGAUGCAACAGCUUUGAUGCAUAUCAAACGAAGAGAGGCCAGGCGUUGGAGGUUGUGCCGAAGUGAUACAGGACGAGUGCGGGACCCUCUUAAACCGAGCUGCAGGAGUAGGACUUCAAGAUUAAAUAUGAGCGAGCAGCUCCGAGAGUAUGAGGAGAAAGCUUUGCUGGAGAUCGGUUCUGGGGCCGUAGACGAUCCAGAGAAGGCCUGGCUGAAGACGGAGAACGCGAGGCUCAAAGAUGACGUCGGCGCCUUGCACGACGAAAUGGAGCAAAUCCGUCGAGCUCUGGCUGCCAGGGACUAGAGCUUAAAGCAUCUGGCCUCAGAUAUUUUGCAGCUGCAGUCAAAGGCGGAAGAUGCCAGGAAAACCCUGGAAAAGCUGUAGAGUGAAAAUGAGCAACUGAAAGUACAAGUGGAGCUUGAGAAUGAAAGUGGGAGAAAGAAGAUGGCCAAAGUGAGGCAGGACCUGAAGAAAGAGUUUGAGUCCAUCAAGAACUCCCACCAGGAGGAGAGACUAGCUGCGGAGCAAAAGUGGGAGGAGGACAGACUGGUCAAGCAGAGAGACCCACAGGCACUGGCCCGGGACACUGAGCUCAGGGCCUGGCCUGCAGCCGUCCCAGUGCAGCAAUUUACACAUGAGGAGCUGACACAAGAACUGCAGAGACUGAGGAAAGCAGAAGUGAUGCAGAAGCAGCAAAUUGACAGGUUCGCACAGUCGCCACGAUCCAUGCGAAACCGAGCAUGGGAGAAGAAGUUUGAGAUUCUCAAGGGGAGCUUCCACGCCAUCAAGGACGAGAUGUUCCUGCGCCAGAGCCUGCAGCGACAGGCGACACCACUGCACCAGGCGCCAGUCACCUACGCCGUGAGUCCGUCUGGGCCUCUGAGCUGGGCCUGGAUCAGAUAAGGCCUGGGCCUUGGGCGUGUGCCCACAUGUCACUUUGGAACUGACACUUUUGCAAAUGAAUGUUGAACAGCUCAGGUUUGUUUCUUUUUCUUUUGUUAAAACUUUCUUCAGAACAUAAAAUCUAUAAAUAGCACAGAGCCUAAAACUCCUCCGUUCAGUAUGAGCCUCACACACCAAGAGGCCAGGGUUACCGUCAUGUCACUGCAAAUGAAGUCUGCACCUGUAGCUAGUCACAUGCAAACACGUUUACUCACACCCACACACACACAUGCCCACUCAGACACACACACACACACACACACACACACACACCCGAGGUUAACCCAGAUCAGACUUUAACAGGUGCAAGGUUAUUAGCCCUCUCGAGCUGGGCCUCAUUUGCUGGCUGAUGAAUAUGCAUAGGUUUGUGCUUGGCUUGUUUUUGUGGUGCCCUGCUCUCCACACUGCAUUGAGUGCCGGCUGCAGAGAAUGCGUCCUGCAUCACCUCAUUCCCUCUACGCACUAGUGUUGCCCCAUGGCACUGGAUACACAAAUGCAGAACCGGUAAAUGCGCAUGCGUGUGUGUGUGUGUGUGCGUGCGCGCGCUUGUGUGUGUGUGUCUUCAGAAAGGUCUCAGAUUUGUCUCUUUUGUAGAUGGAUGUUCCUGUCUUUUGCCAGGGCCCGAGUCCAGAAGGAACUCAUUGUAAAAGGGGUUGCUUUCCCACUAGGUCUCCUCUGCCCUCUAUAGGUACAGGGGCUCCGCAGCCAGUAAGCUAUACAGACGAGGCUGGGCACAUACGUCAGCUGAGAGGACGAGAAUCCCAGGGGUUGAGUGAAGAUGAAGAUGAUGAUGAAUUGGCUAGGAUUCUCUCUCUCCCUCCCCCUUCAGACCAGCAGACAGCGGUUUACACAGCACUUCAAAGUUCCCAUAAUGCGUAAACAAAGCCUGUGGGGACUUUUAACUGGCUUUAAUUGACUCCGGCCCUGAAUGGCCAUAAUCCGCCACGCCCCCGAAGCCCGAAUGCCUGUUGCAAGCACCCAAGACGGGGAGGAACCGUGUUGCGUUCUGCAGCCAGCGUGUGGAGCCAUCCAAGAAUGCACCGUAGCUUUCAGCAUGCUCCGCAUGGCACAAAGCCCAGCGGAAUACCACGCCUUGGACAGGGUCUGAAUGGCUGGAACAAUAUACGCCGAUCCGCUCCGGCUUCCUGUCUUCCUCUCUUGUAUUUUCCUCGGCUCUGCUGUGGCUUGUAGGAUAAUAUGUGCAAUGGAAUGGAGGCAUUACAUUAGUUAUCACCAUCACAGGGGCACCAACAAACAGGAGUUGUUGACUCCUAUGUGUUUAGUUCAGAUUAAUUAACUCCCUCUUUAUUAGGGUUGUUCAGAUUACUUUAUAAAUUAA